GGUGAAAUGGCGCAGAAAGGAGUUCAGCUAGACCGAGAAACCUUCUCUUGUUCGAUCUGUCUGGAUCUACUGAAGGAUCCGGUGACUACUCCUUGUGGACACAGCUAUUGCAUGAGUUGUAUUAAAAGUUUUUGGGAUGAAGAGGAUCAGAAGAGAAUCCACAGCUGCCCUCAGUGCAGGCAGAGCUUCACAGAGAGGCUUGUGCUAAAGAAAAACACCAUGUUAGCAGCUUUAGUUGAGGAACUAAAGAAGACUGGACUCCAAGCUGCUCCUGCUGAUCACUGCUAUGCUGGACCUGAUGAUGUGGCCUGUGAUAUCUGUACUGGAAGAAAACUGAAAGCUGUCAAGUCAUGCUUAACCUGUCUGGCCUCUUACUGUGAGAGACACCUACAAUCUCACUAUGAUAGAGCUCCAUUAAAGAAACACCAGCUGGUGGAUGCCUUCGAGAAGCUCCAGGAUGACUUCUGCUCUCGUCACUAUGACCUGGAGAUGAUGCACUGCCAUAAUCAUCGGCAGUGUAUCUGUUAUCUCUGCUCUUUUUACAAACAUAAGGGCCCCAACACAGUCUCUGCUGCUGCAGAGAUGACGCAGAGGGGGAGAGUGCUUGAGGUGAGUCGGCAAUACAUCCAGCAGACAAUCCAGGACAGAGAGAAAGAUGUGAAGGUGCUCCAACAGGAAGUGGAGGCCAUCAGUCUCUCUGCUGAUAAAGCAGUGGAGGGCAGUGAGAAGAUCUUCACUCAGCUGAUCCGUCUCAUGGAUAAAAGACGCUCUGAUGUGAAGCAGCAGCUCAGAUCCCAGCAGAAAACUGAAGUGAGCCGAGUAAAAGAGCUUCAGAAGAAGCUGGAGCAGGAGAUCACUGAGCUGAAGAGGAAAGACGCUGAGCUGGAGCAGCUCUCACACACCCAAGACAACAAUAAGCUCCUGCACAACUACCCCUCACUGUCACAACUAAGGGGAUCUAUAGACAAAUCCAACAUCACUCUCCGUCCACUGCGGUACUUUGAGGAUGUGACAGCAGCUGUGUCAGAGAUCAGAGAUAAAGUACAGCACAUCCUGAGUGAGAGAUGCACAAACAUCUCAGGGACAGUGACAAAAGUGAAUGUUUUACCAUCAAAUUUACAAGAAGCGCCUAAAACCAGAGCCGAUUUCUUGAAAUAUUCACAAGACAUCACAUGGGAUCCAAACACUGCACACACAAAGGUGCUCAUGUCUGAGGGAAACAGGAGAGCGACAUUAAUGAGUCAACAGCUGUUGUAUCCUAGUCACCCAGACAGAUUCACUGAUUGUUAUCAGGUCCUGAGUAGAGAGAGUCUGACUGGACGUUGUUACUGGGAGGUAGAGUGGAGAGGGUGGGGGGUUUUUAUAGCAGUUACAUACAAGACUUUUUGCAGAGCAGGGGACAGAUGUAGAUUUGGAUACAGUGACGAGUCUUGGGCAUUAUAUUGUUCAAAACGUCAUUAUGAAUUCAGACAUAACAAAAUCAAGACUCCAAUCUCAGGUCCUAAGUCCUCCAGAGUUGGAAUGUACCUGGAUUACAGUGCAGGUACUUUGUCCUUCUACAGCGUCUCCAAAGCCAUGACUCUCCUCCACACAGUCCAAACCACAUUCACUCAGCCUCUCUAUGCUGGACUUUGGCUUAGAGACCUGUUUGAUGUUGGGACAACAGCAGAGUUUUGUAAACUUAAGUAAACCAUAUGUCUUCAUUUUUUU
This is a messenger RNA of Plectropomus leopardus (leopard coralgrouper), 1710 nucleotides long. Its product is annotated as tripartite motif-containing protein 16-like. Gene Ontology annotation, molecular function: protein binding. The record is from RefSeq and is a predicted model, not a curated record. Lineage: Eukaryota; Metazoa; Chordata; Actinopteri; Perciformes; Serranidae.